This is a messenger RNA of Cryptotermes secundus, 1666 nucleotides long. RefSeq names its product proteasome subunit alpha type-7. Bases 180 to 929 code for a protein of 249 amino acids. The transcript is spliced from 6 exons. Lineage: Eukaryota; Metazoa; Arthropoda; Insecta; Blattodea; Kalotermitidae. The record is from RefSeq and is a predicted model, not a curated record. Gene Ontology annotation, biological process: ubiquitin-dependent protein catabolic process. Gene Ontology annotation, cellular component: nucleus; proteasome core complex, alpha-subunit complex; proteasome core complex.
AUCGUUUGUACCGCUCCGUUACUUAACAGGUAAUUUUUGUAGUAUCCGUGUAGUAAUUCUGGUGCGAUUAUAGAAUUUGUGACCUAUCAGGCAUUUAUUUCUCUGUGGAAAAUGGCAAGUCAUUUGUUUGAUGUUAACAACGGUUACAAAGCAUAAAUUUGGUACAACCCGCAGUCGUAAUGGGGUCUAGGUAUGACAGAGCUAUUACAGUAUUUUCACCUGAUGGUCACUUACUGCAAGUUGAAUAUGCCCAGGAAGCUGUUCGUAAAGGAUCCACGGCUGUUGGUGUUCGUGGGUCAGAUGUAGUUGUGCUGGGAGUAGAAAAGAAGUCUGUAGCUAAAUUGCAAGAAGAACGUACUGUGAGAAAGAUUUGUCUGUUGGAUGAUCAUGUAGUCAUGGCUUUUGAAGGAUUAACUGCUGAUGCCAGAAUUUUGAUAAACCGCGCCCAGAUAGAAUGUCAAUCUCAUAAACUGACUGUUGAAGAUCCAGUCACAUUGGAGUACAUCACCAGAUAUAUUGCAGGUCUGAAACAGAAGUAUACCCAAAGUAAUGGACGAAGACCGUUUGGUAUAUCCUGCCUGUUGGCUGGAUUUGACUAUGAUGGAGUCCCACAUCUAUAUCAAACAGAACCAUCAGGAAUAUACUAUGAAUGGAAGGCGAAUGCAACUGGUCGCAGUGCGAAGACAGUGAGAGAAUUUUUAGAAAAAUAUUAUACUGAAGAACUUGUAUCUUCAGAGAAAGGAACGGUGAAAUUAGCCAUAAGGGCAUUGCUGGAAGUAGUGCAGUCUGGGCGGAAAAAUCUGGAGAUAGCAGUGAUGCGACGUGGAGAACCAAUGCAGAUGUUAGAUGCAGAAAAGAUAGAGGAAUAUGUGGUUGAAAUUGAGAAAGAAAAGGAAGAAGAAGCAGAGAAAAAGAAGCAAAAGAAAUAAAUAUACAGUUCGUGUUUUGUGAUAAACUCAACCAAGUGUGUGUCAGCAGCAGCUGUCUUUAACAAUAAAAUAUAUUAUUUCAUUUUACAAUCCAAGAAAUUGGUUUUGUUACUGUAAUUGUGUUUAUUGUCCCCCAUUUUGAACAUGUUUAUCUUUGUGAAUUUUUUGUAUCAAAUUCAACACAACUAAAGUUCAGUGACUUGGAAUGGGUUCUCUUUUAUAAAGUACAUUUCAGAAACACGAUUCUUGUGUGACAAGUAUGCCACUAAUUUGCAUAUCAUGUCUUUAUUAUUACUAAGCAAAAUGAAACCUUUUAAGGAAACCAACGUUUUCAGGAUCACAAGCAAAAACUGUUGUAGGUGCUCCCAGCAUACCACAGUGCAGUACUUUAAAAUUUCCUAUUCAUGUCCUAGGUAUUGCAGGCAACAUCAGUAAAAACCCUUAGUAAGUGCUGUAUUGUAGCUGUGCUCCCAGCAUACCACAGUGCAGUACUUUAAAAUUUCCUAUUCAUGUCCUAGGUAUUGCAGGCAACAUCAGUAAAAACCCUUAGUAAGUGCUGUAUUGUUGCUGUCUUAGAUCUGCUUGUGAUGAAGUAAAACAAAAUCCAUUUAGAAAACUUAGCAUGAAUUUUUCUCAACCUAGUUCAUUUAUUGGCUUUUUUGCUAGUUUAUUAGUCAGUACUAUGAAAAUAUGAUCUGGCAAGGUCUUACAACAAUAAACAACUCUUUAGAUAACAA